CAUGUGGUUCCUUUUAAAACUCCUACUACAACUAAUACCAUUUUCUUAACUCCUACUCUUCUUCUCCCACUUUUAUCACACUCACUAUCUCUGACUCUCACACUCCAUCUCAAAGAACGAAGAACAGAGAGACCACGUUAAUGGCUCUUUCUAUGAGACUCAACCUGCUCUCGUCCACCACGUUAAGACCCAGAUCGUCAUCAGCACCUCCAUAUGCCGUCAUCACUUUCUCAUCUCCAAUCCCAUCUCUCCCGCUCCCCACUUCUCCAAAACUCCCUCUCAGAACCUCACACUCUCUCUCCAUCAAAGCCUCUUCCUCUUCGUCGUCUUCCACUACCAUCACCGAGCCUGAAGGCAUCAAGAUUAAUUCGAUUCCGACGAAGCCGAUCGAAGGGCAGAAGACUGGAACGAGCGGACUUCGGAAGAAGGUGAAAGUUUUUAUGCAAGAAAAUUACCUUGCCAAUUGGAUCCAGGCAUUGUUUAAUUCAUUGCCAUCAGAGGAUUACAAGAAUGGGUUGCUGGUGUUAGGAGGUGAUGGGCGUUAUUUUAAUCGAGAAGCUGCACAGAUAAUUAUCAAAAUUGCUGCAGGGAAUGGUGUUGGAAAAAUUUUGGUUGGAAAGGAAGGUAUUAUGUCAACACCAGCAGUUUCUGCUGUAAUCCGCAAGAGAAAGGCCAAUGGUGGAUUUAUAAUGAGUGCAAGUCAUAACCCUGGUGGGCCUGAAUAUGAUUGGGGUAUCAAGUUCAAUUACAACAGUGGUCAGCCUGCACCUGAAUCUAUCACUGACAAGAUUUAUGGAAACACCCUCUCUAUAACUGAAAUAAGGGUUGCAAACAUUCCUGAUGUUGACCUAUCACGACUGGGAGUUACCAAGUACGGGAACUUCAGUGUUGAAGUAGUAGACCCAGUUUCUGACUAUUUGGAGCUAAUGGAGAGUGUAUUUGAUUUCAAGCUUAUCAAAAGUCUUCUGUCACGAUCAGAUUUCAGGUUUAUAUUUGAUGCCAUGCAUGCUGUUACUGGUGCUUAUGCAAAACCCAUCUUUGUGGACAAGCUAGGAGCCAGUCUGGAUUCAAUUUUGAAUGGAGUGCCUCUAGAGGAUUUUGGGCAUGGUCAUCCUGAUCCCAAUCUUACAUAUGCUAAGGAUUUGGUCAAUAUUUUGUAUGGUGAAGGUGGACCUGAUUUUGGAGCUGCUAGUGAUGGAGACGGUGAUAGGAAUAUGAUUUUAGGUAGAGGUUUUUUUGUUACUCCUUCCGAUUCUGUCGCAAUUAUUGCUGCCAAUGCACAAGAAGCCAUUCCAUAUUUCCGGGGUGGCCCUAAGGGUUUAGCUCGAUCUAUGCCAACAAGUGGUGCUCUUGAUCGUGUAGCUGAACAACUGAACCUUCCUUUCUUUGAGGUCCCUACUGGUUGGAAGUUCUUCGGAAAUCUUAUGGAUGCCGGGAAGUUGUCCAUUUGUGGGGAAGAGAGUUUCGGAACAGGUUCUGAUCACAUUCGCGAGAAGGAUGGCAUAUGGGCUGUCUUAGCCUGGCUUUCGAUUAUUGCGUACCGAAACAAAGACAAGAAACCAGGUGAGAAGUUGGUUUCUGUCUGUGAUGUUGUGAAGGAAUAUUGGGCAACUUUUGGAAGGAAUUUCUUUUCUAGAUAUGACUAUGAAGAAUGUGAAUCUGAAGGUGCAAACAAAAUGAUAGAAUAUCUUAGAGAUUUGAUCUCUAAAAGCAAGCCUGGUGAAAAGUAUGGAAGCUACGUCCUCCAAUUUGCAGAUGAUUUUAUGUAUACAGAUCCAGUUGAUGGGAGCGUCGUGUCGAAGCAAGGUGUUCGCUUUGUUUUCACAGAUGGAUCGCGGAUCAUAUAUCGUCUAUCGGGAACUGGUUCAGCAGGUGCCACUGUUAGAGUUUACAUUGAACAGUUUGAACCAGAUGUAUCUAAACACGAUGUGGAUGCCCAAACGGCCCUAAAACCAUUGAUAGAUUUGGCGCUUUCUGUCUCAAAGUUGAAGGACUUCACAGGAAGGGAGAAACCUACUGUCAUCACAUAAAGCACAAUUCCAGAGGCAGGUUGACCAGUUCAUCUUUUUCCUCUUGAAUUGUCAUACAGAUUUCUCCCAUUCAGUUUUGAUUGUGCAGUGGGAAACCUGGCUCAGUAGAACAAUAAGCCACUCCUUGUAAAUUGCUGAAAUGUAUAUGUGGAAAAUAAGAUACCUCUUUCUCAGCAGAGGAGUUAGAGGCAAGCCUAGCUGCUAAGUGAUUUGAUUAUGUGUCUAUGGUGAACUAUGAGUUUCCUACCCUUUGUUUUUCAUCGGAAAUUUCCAAUAGAUGCCACGAAAGAUAUUGGUUUUAGCUAUACAUUUAUUCUGAACUUUUCAUUACUAUAAGGAGAGGGGUCCAGGAAAAAGCUGGAUUUUUUUUUU
This is a messenger RNA of Alnus glutinosa, 2402 nucleotides long. RefSeq names its product phosphoglucomutase, chloroplastic. Gene Ontology annotation, biological process: carbohydrate metabolic process. Gene Ontology annotation, cellular component: cytosol. The record is from RefSeq and is a predicted model, not a curated record. Gene Ontology annotation, molecular function: phosphoglucomutase activity; magnesium ion binding. Lineage: Eukaryota; Viridiplantae; Streptophyta; Magnoliopsida; Fagales; Betulaceae. The transcript is spliced from 22 exons. Bases 141 to 2030 code for a protein of 629 amino acids.